CCGGGUGGAGCGCGGGCGGGCGGGCGGGCGAGGAGCGCGCCGGGAAGCCUGCGAGUGAGCGGAGCAGAGGGAGAAGGAGGGCGACGGAGCCGCGAGGCGCCUGCGCGAUGUUCGGGCCGCCGAGCCCGCGGCGCUGAGCCAGCCGGGACGGACAUGCGCGGGAGGGCGCCGCGGGGCCCCGCUCCCCUGGGGGAAUGAAAGCUACUAGUUGACUUAAAAACCUCUGGGCUUCACAAAUUUGAAGACAUCCCAGAGUCAGGCACAAUGUCAACAGCAGGAGUUGCUGCUCAGGAUGUCCGAGUCCCAUUAAAAACUGGAUUUCUACAUAACGGCCAGGCCUUGGGGAAUAUGAAGACCUGCUGGGGCAGUCGCAGCGAGUUUGAAAAUAACUUUUUAACUAUUGACCCAAUAACCAUGGCCUACAAUCUGAAGUCCCCUGCCCAGGAGCACCUGACCACUAUUGGAUGCGCUUCUCGGUCUGCUCCCGCAAGUGGCCGCUUCUUUGCGGAAUGCGCUCCAUCUCCAAAGUCAAGCCUGCCCCCACUGGUUAUCUCACCAAGUGAAAGCUCGGGACAGCGUGAAGAGGAUCAAGUUGUAUGUGGUUUUAAGAAACUCUCAGUGAAUGGGGUCUGCGCUUCCACACCUCCGCUUACACCCAUAAAAAGCUGCCCUUCCCCCUUCCCCUGUGCAGCAUUGGGUGAUCGGGGCUCUCGGCCGCUCCCACCAUUGCCCAUCUCUGAAGACCUAUCUCUGGAUGAAGCCGACUGUGAGGUAGAAUUUCUGACCAGCUCAGACACAGACUUCCUCUUAGAAGACUGUGCACCUUCUGAUUUCAAAUACGCUGUUCCUGGCAGGCGAAGCUUCCGGGGGUGCGGACAGAUCAACUAUGCAUAUUUUGACACCCCAACUGUUUCUGUGGCAGAUCUCAGCUGUGCUUCUGACCAGAACAGAGUUGUUCCAGAUCCAAAUCCUCCUCCACUUCAAAGCCAUCGCAGAUUAAGGCGGUCUCACUCAGGUCCAGCUGGGUCAUUCAACAAGCCAGCCAUCCGGAUAUCCAGCUACACACACAGAGCUUCUCCCAGCUCAGAUGAAGACAAGCCUGAGGUCCCUCCCAGGGUUCCUAUACCUCCUAGGCCGGCAAAGGCAGACUACAGAAGGUGGUCAGCGGAAGUGACCUCGAACACAUACAGUGAUGAAGACAGGCCGCCCAAAGUCCCACCGCGAGAGCCAUUGUCGCGGAGCAACUCCCGUACCCCAAGUCCUAAAAGCCUUCCAUCUUACCUCAAUGGGGUCAUGCCCCCAACGCAGAGCUUUGCCCCUGACCCCAAGUAUGUCAGCAGCAAGGCCCUGCAGAGACAGAGCAGUGAAGGGUCUGCCAACAAGGUUCCUUGUAUCCUGCCCAUUAUUGAAAAUGGGAAGAAAGUUAGUUCAACACACUAUUACCUACUACCUGAGAGACCACCGUACCUAGACAAAUAUGAAAAGUAUUUUAGGGAAGCAGAAGAAACAAACCCAAGCACUCAAAUCCAGCCAUUGCCUGCUGCCUGUGGUAUGGCCUCCGCCACAGAAAAGCUGGCCUCCAGAAUGAAAGUGGAUAACAAUUAAGCGAGCAUGAUUCCGGCGCUGCUGUGCAGGCAGUACUGUGAAGAGGACAGACGGUGGCAGCUCACAGAAAGGGACACGCACAAAGUGAUCUGACUCACGUGCAGCUUUACAACUAAGUCUGGACGACUCGGGGCCCUUUGUGGGCUUCACUUGCUUGUUGGAAGCCUCAGUCUCCACUGCCACCCUGCAGACUGCCAUCUCCUGGGCUGCUGCGUCAGAGCUGGGUGGCCCUGUGUGUCAGGUGUCGUCACUCAGUAACACAUGCCUGUUGAGCAGCAGCCACAGCUGGAUCUGGGAAGAGCAGCCUUUCCUGCCCCUUACAGAAGUGACAGCAAUACAACCUAGGAGGGUUAAAAAGGUGCCCAGCAUCUCUGCUCUGGAAACAGCGAGGGGCUGGAGGUAGCUGUGACUUAGAAGGUAUGUCAGCAAACGAAGGCAGGCCUGUGAGGCCAGGAAGCAGGGAAAGCUGGCCACGGUCCAGAAGCUGAAGGCCACAAGCGGGAGGAGGCUGUGCAAUGGAAAAGGGCAGUGGGUGCAACUCAAGAUUCUAAGUGGGAGAGGAACACGAUGUGAUUUGUUUUAGGAAAGAGGACAGUGGCUGUUGUGUAGAGAACAUUUCAAAGAAGUGAACUCUGAAAGCUACAGCCAGGGCCCAGGACUGACACCAGAGUCAAACCAGGGGGGAUGGAGAGACACUUGGAUGGCUUUGAAGGUUGUGGGAAUGACAGGCAGACUCUAGACUGACCACAACCUGAGCCACAGCUCCUGGAAGCAGGGGCUCGGGCCGCCUCUGUCCUCGUCCUGGCGCUGAGCACUGCCGGCCACUGGGAGCGGGGCAGGUACUUAGUCCCCACUCAGUUUCCUUACCCAUCUGUUUCUCCUUGAACUUCUGGGUAUAUACUUUUCCUAGCUUUUCAUGGCCAAGAAAUGUACUUAGCUGCCAUGCUGACUGCACUGCUGAAAGCGCAGGAGCCCAUCUGCCUGCCUGCUCCCCAGACAACACACCGAGCAAAUUGAGGUGUUUUCAAUUUGUUUUAUGUGUAUGUCUGUGUAGCACAUGCAUGCAGUGCCUGGUACCCACAGAUGCCAGAAGAUGGUGUGGAAAUGUGGUUACAGAUAGCUGUGAGCUACAAUGCGGGUGCUGGGAACUGAACUCUGGCUCUCUGGAAGAGCAGCCAAGACUUUUAACGGCUGAGCCAUCUUUACAGUCCUGUAUAAUAUGUAGUGAUCAAAACGGAAAAUUGACAUCUAUGCAAUUAUGUACAGUGUUUUAUUUAGUUGCACACUGAUACGUGGUCCUACCUGAGUUUUAAAACUAGAAACUGAUUUGGCCGUUCUGUUAGGCAUUUUGUGAAAAGCUAAUGAAACCUUUAAAAAACAAUUGUGCAAAAACAUACCAUGCUGGUUGCACUUGAGAAGACAGAGCUGAGGCUGACUUCAGAGUUGUCUCAGUCCUAGGGAAGACUUGACAAAGCCUCCGAGGAGCCAGAGCCUUCAGGUUCCACACCUGAAAUGGAGAAAGCAGCAAAAAUGCUUGUUUUUCAUCGAGCCCUGAAGCUUUCAGGUAUUCUCGCCCUUACUUUCACGAGCUCUUUUCAAACUAAAAAUUCACUUGACAACUUGUUUUCUUUGCAGUGUAGGCCAUUUGACAGAAUGUUCUGGCCCUUCUCCCUGCAGUGUGAGUCAUUCCAUUCUUAACAGUUUUGGGGCUCUGAGGGGUGAAGGGGAGGAGAGCAGCAUUUGGUGAGUUCCCAUUUGUCUGCACUGUUGGCCUCACCUCUCACUUCCUGUAACUACACAAACAGUUCAGGCGUGCCUGGUGCCGUUUGUGGUGAGGGUGUGAGCUUGCUCGCUCUUCACCUGCAUGGAUCAAACUUGAAGAGACUCCUACCCGAGCCACGAGGAAUCUGCUACUACCACACGUCUAAACAGGCUCACUUGGGAUCCGGAGCAGCAGGCACACGUGUGUGCCUGCGCUUACAUCAGAGCAGCCCCGUGGCGCAGAGCCACUGCCCCAUGGCGGCAGAUGGGGUUUGGGUAAGGAGUUGGGGGCUGGGAAUGGAUAGGAAAGAAUGUGCUUCGAGCACCAGUCGGCACCUGUCUCAAAGCUGCUGUCAGGGCAGUGGCUUAGCAUGCCUCUCCCAUGCUGUCAUCGCUCACCCUGUGAGUUCAGACAGCCCGGAACCCCAGGCACGGAAGCCUGUAGCAAGUACGCACAGGGAUCCGCGUGUCUGUCCCCCCUCCUGCCCUGCUUCCACUAAACAGAAAAGCCAUCACUGAGAAAUGGGGUUUCGGAAUGUGCACGGCGUUGCGUUCACCAAAGACCCAGGCAGAACCUUCAUUCCUUAGCAGCCACUGAGGACCCACAUCAGUAAACAUCUAACCACAUGCCUUCCGUAGAUUUCUUCUGGGCAUGAGGUAGCCGGUGCCUUCCCCUGGGACAGCAUGACUUGUCCACUCCCCUCUUGUGAAAGGCAGAAUGAGUUGUGUCAUUCUGGCCUGCGCCAAGCCUUCCUCUGGCCUAGCCAUGGCACCGCCUCGGGCACAGCACACAGGAAGCUGUACUUUGUUAUUCUGAAUUCCUGGCUGGCCUCAUGUUCUUGGAUGAACCAGUGUCCUUGUACACAGUGUCUCUCCUCCCUCAUUGAUCAGGGUUCUUGGCGGAGCAGCAGCCAGCUGACAGCUUCUGCAGCCGUCUGGGUAAUGAAGCCCAGCUCUGCAGUACAAGCACCCACGGCGGCCGGCACAGGACCAGACUUGCCUGUGUGCUGCCCCGGCCCAGCCCAGGAGCCUCUAAUUACACGCCUGCUGUUUGUAGGAGCCCAGGUGGCCUGGGCCCAGGCCCGGGAAGAGAGGACAGGUCUGCUGUCACUGCAGGUCAGCACAGGGACCCCCUGGAGCAGCCAGGUCCAGGCACACAUUCCGACUUCAUCAGCAGGCCCCUCUCUGAACCCACAGUGUCAUCUGCCUAUAGACCUUCCCAGGCGCCUGAGUGUGCUCAGAAGCUGACCUGGCCCGGCAGGAGACUGAGGGUGCUGUGUUUUCCUCCACACAAUAUGGCAUUGUCCCCGGGGGUGGCUCAUGUGGCAGAGCCCUGGCCCAUUUGACUUGCCUGCAGAUGGCCCAGUGUGAAGAGCUCACAGUUGUCAGGAACUUGCUGUCUGCCAAGCACUGGGCGCUCCAGAUCCUGUGUGGCGGCACCAAACUUAGGAGGCGGCCUCUCAAGGGAAGCAAAGGGGGCGGGGCAGUGGUGUUGCUCAUGAGGACCUGGGCUCUCCAGAGAAUGGCACAAGAACAGGGAUGAAAAAGUCGCUGCAGCCGGUGCCUGCAUUGCUCCUGGCCAGUGCCAGCCAACCAUGCAAGCUGUGCUGUGGGCUACAGAGACGGCGGAAGCCGAGCCUGUAAGGAAAAAUAAAUGGACAACAAACAGAGAUCUGUUUGGGUUUUGUUUUUGAAGUCACUUUGUUUUACCGUCCCUACUUAGCUGCUAAUGAAUCUGCAUGUUGUUUUUGCAGGACACCACCAGACCUCCAUAGUGCAUUGCUGCCUGUUGGCUGGCAAGGGCGUCUGACAGAGAGACUGAGUUAGAGCUGGCAAGACGCGCAAGCCUGGCAACCUGAGUUUGAUUCCUGAAGAAAAUGACGACAUAAAGUCAAUCAUCCUUUGACCUCUGCCAGGGCACAUAGGCGUGAAGGCGCAUGCGCACAUACACACAUCUUUAUAAAGAAACUAGUUUAUGCCACUAAAAUGCUUAUUUAAGAAUUUUUCCUCCAAAACCUGGAAUAUUAAUCUGUGGGAAACUUC
Messenger RNA from Psammomys obesus (fat sand rat), 5409 nucleotides. It is a transcript of the gene Errfi1, whose product is annotated as ERBB receptor feedback inhibitor 1. Gene Ontology annotation, cellular component: extrinsic component of cytoplasmic side of plasma membrane. The transcript is spliced from 5 exons. Gene Ontology annotation, biological process: regulation of keratinocyte differentiation; negative regulation of epidermal growth factor receptor signaling pathway. Lineage: Eukaryota; Metazoa; Chordata; Mammalia; Rodentia; Muridae. The coding region runs from base 265 to 1605 and encodes 446 amino acids. The record is from RefSeq and is a predicted model, not a curated record.